This is a messenger RNA of Nothobranchius furzeri (turquoise killifish), 2160 nucleotides long. RefSeq names its product transmembrane protein 39B (gene tmem39b). Gene Ontology annotation, cellular component: membrane. Lineage: Eukaryota; Metazoa; Chordata; Actinopteri; Cyprinodontiformes; Nothobranchiidae. The record is from RefSeq and is a predicted model, not a curated record.
UUAUUUGCAUGCAUGCUAGCUAUGCUGCAAAGCUUUUAGCAUUGGAAAGUAAAGAUCAUGCACACGGGUAAAGGUUUCUAUAAAAGACCCAUGUGUCCUAGAGGACAGUUAACGACAGCAGCCUUUGUUAGCCUAAAGGAAAGCAUUUUGUCAUUUUUGCACCAUCUCCGUGCAAUUAUCUCCCACUUUUAGAAUAGUAGUCAACACGAAGCCAAGUGAAAGUUUUUCUAGCAGCUCAGGUUGAAGAUUUAUUCUGCGAUUUCGUUAUUUUUGAGGUUUCUGAGUGCACGGAUGUGCCUUUAAGGGACUCCUCCCACAGGCAGGCUAGCAUACCCGCGCCCCCACCCACCAGCGACUUGUUUCACAUCAACAAUGAGUCUCUUCGCUGGUUUCAGUGGAACAACAACUAGUGUUUUUAAAAGUCUUGUCCAGAUUUAGCCCAAAACCUGGGAAACGGAGUAAUUUCUAACUGAAAACACGGCCCUGGUGUGUGGACUAGGUGAAAAAUCACCAAAUCAGACACGAAUCUGAGAGGUGGGAAGUGCAGGUUCCUCUGCGAUGGCCGGGGGAAGGAGAGGGACAAACCGUACCACGUACUGCAGACCUCCUCUGAGCAGUGAACCAGGCUCUGUCAGCAAUGGAAACCACACGACCAGUUCUCCAGUGACAGGGGUGCGAUCUCGCACAAGGAACGGCUCUGGAACAUGCAUGUCCAGCCCUCCUCUUGCAGCACAGACUGUGGUUCCUCUGAAGCACUGUAAGAUCCCAGAGCUGUCCAUGGAUCAAAAUGUGUUGUUUGAGCUUCAUCUCUUCUUCUGCCACCUUGUUGCACUGUUCGUGCACUAUGUCAACAUCUACAAGACUGUGUGGUGGUACCCGCCAUCACACCCUCCUUCACACACAUCACUGAACUUUCAUCUCAUCGAUUAUAACAUGCUGGUGUUCAUAGUCAUUAUACUGGCAAGAAGAUUAGUUGCUGCGAUUGUGAAAGAGGCGUCACAGAGUGGGAAACUCUCCUUCCCUCACUCCAUAUUUUUAGUGAUGGCCCGGUUUGUGGUGUUAACGCUGACCGGCUGGAGCCUGUGUCGUUCCCUCAUUUACCUCUUCAGAACCUAUUCUGUCCUCAGCCUGCUCUUCCUUUGCUACCCGUUCGGUAUGUACAUCCCCUUCUUCCGUUUGAGCUGCGAUGUCCGACGAGCCGGGUCCCUUUCCCCGAUCGCGAGCAUCGGAUCCAAAGAGAUGGGCAGCGUGAGCCGAGGGAGAGACUACCUGACCGUGCUGAAGGAGACAUGGAAGCAGCACACCAGCCAGCUGUAUGGAGUCCAGGCCAUGCCCACUCACGCCUGCUGCCUCUCCCCUGACCUCACCAGGAAGGAGGUGGAGUACCUAAAGAUGGACUUCAACUGGAGGAUGAAAGAAGUGCUCGUCAGCUCCAUGCUCAGUGCUUACUAUGUGGCGUUUGUGCCCGUGUGGUUUGUGAAGAGCACUCAGUACGUAGAUAAGCGGUGGUCCUGUGAGCUCUUCAUACUGGUAUCAGUCAGCACGUCGGUCAUCCUCAUGAGGCACCUGCUGCCGCCACGAUACUGCGACCUGCUUCACAAAGCUGCAGCUCAUCUGGGCUGCUGGCAAAAAGUCGACCCCUCGCUCUGCUCCAACGUCCUCCAGCACAUAUGGACCGAGGAGUACAUGUGGCCACAGGGAGUCCUGGUAAAACAUAAUAAGAACGUCUAUAAAGCCAUGGGCCACUAUAAUGUUGCGGUUCCAUCGGACGUGUCGCAUUAUCGCUUCUAUUUUUUCUUUAACAGGCCUUUACGAAUAUUAAACAUACUCAUCAUCCUCCAAGGUGCCAUGAUAUUCUACCAGCUGUACUCGCUGAUAUGCUCAGAAAAGUGGCAUCAGACGAUAUCGCUGGCCCUGAUCCUCUUCAGUAACUACUAUGCCUUCUUCAAGCUCCUCAGAGACAGAAUCGUCCUGGGAAAAGCGUACUCGCACUCAAACAGCUCAUCAGACCAGAAGGUCAGCUAAGACUGCAGUUUACAGGUGGAACAGUUCAAACAUGCCUAAGAGUCCGGUAUUUUUUUUGCUAUAAACUGCUUUUUGUGUCACAUUUUUGUUCUGAACCGCCAUAAUAAAAUAAAUAUUUUUGUAUUUCUUUGACAA